UGAUGUCCCAGGUGUGUCUGUGUGCAGGUGGGACAUGCCCCCAAGGUGUGGCCAGGCAGCACAUGUAUACACUCAGCACCUGCGGCAGCACAGCUACCUGUAUAUAGCUGGAGUUAUGGAUAUCUGCAUCCCUGUCACAGAAGAACUCGUGGACAGUUUUGGUGGAAGUUAUCUGCUGUACUCUGUCUAUCUGGACGGCUUCAUCCUUUUCAAGGUCCGCUACAAAGACUUAAAUUUUUGGGAUGAGCAGAUGCACAGAGUAUUUGGAAACAGACUGCCGAAAUUCCCGCCAAAAUAUUUCCUGGCAAUGACUAAGCCCAUGGUUGAUAAAAGAAGAUUAAUGCUGGAGACGUAUUUGCAAAAAAUUGUUUCAGAUCCUGUGGUUUCAGGCAGCGAGAUAUUCAUCACAUUUUUCAAGAAAUUACAGUUGGACACAUUUAAGGUGUCCACAAGAAAACUGAUCAUCGGAAUGUACUUGCCAGAUGGCAGACAGGUGAAAGUUGACACCCAGACGUCGGACACUGCGGACAGAGUGCUGGAGGCGGCUUUGUAUAAAUUACACGUGUCCAGGGAGCUAAUGGAAUAUUUCUGUCUCUUUAUUACGCACAAAGCAAGCAACGGCGACUUCACAGUGGUGAAGCGGCUUGCACACUUUGAAAUCCCAUUUAUGACUAUUUGGAACAUACAUGACGACCGGUUUCAGAUUGACAUACGCAAGAGGUAUAUGAAUCCCUACACUGAUGUGAUGUUAAUGGGGUGCAUAGCGGCUGUUGAUCUACUGUAUGCACAGGCUGUUCAAGAACUUGAAAUGAAAUGGUGCAGACCGACCGAAGAACAGAUACAGAAACUUCAGAAUUUCAUAAAAAUAGAUAAUAAAGUGCAGUUUUUGCAGCUGAUGCAGCAAGUGGAGCACUACGGUCACCUGCAGUUGGGCCCUUGCACCACAAACCACCCAGAGACCAACACCACCGUUACAGUGUCUGUGGGGAGCCAUGGAUUAUACUGCAGCUUUCAGACACCCAGCAACCAAACAGAAAUGAUCCGUCUCCCCAUCAGUAAUAUCAGCUGCUGGCACGUCACCAUGCUCCCACAAACAGAAAAACAAAAUAGAGCGCUAGAAUUCAAGUUGGAGUACAUGCAAGGACAUUCGCUGAAACGGAUCACAUUAUGGACAGAGCAGGCGUUCCUGCUCAGUAGCUGUUUAGAAAAGAUCCUCAGUGAGCAACCAGUGACUUUUAUGAAGGAGGAGCUGGAGAUUCAGGCUGGGAAAAAGACAUUGCCUAAUACAUUCACCAGAAAGCAUAAACAGACUGCGGUCUCUAAUGAGAAGGAAUCCUUUUUAUGCUACAUGAAGCAAAGUGAUGUGUUUGAGGCGACUGACUUCAACCUAUAACAGCGUUUUAAUAUUAGUAUGUUACCGGUUUUUGAUAACAUUUUCACCAAUAACAUUAUUAUGCAUUGAAUAUUUGUACACUUUUUUUUAAAUAAAUCUAAUAUUAAUUUUCUUAUUACUCAACAAAUGUUUUUUUUCUUCACACAACAUAAUAGGUUCACUUCACUAUGGAUUUAUUAAAUGUCUCAUGUACUGUAAAGAAGUAAGCCUAUAAAUGUUUUAUAAUGUCUACUUUUCUACAUAUAUUUGCUAACCAUCUAAACUGUUAUUUUAAAACUGAAAUAUAUUGAUUUGGUCUAAAGCCGUCCAUUAAUGAAUGUUUGCAAUUAUUCUAUUUACAAAUGAAUAAAUG
This is a messenger RNA of Pseudophryne corroboree (corroboree frog), 1745 nucleotides long. RefSeq names its product sorting nexin 31 (gene SNX31). Gene Ontology annotation, molecular function: phosphatidylinositol binding. The record is from RefSeq and is a predicted model, not a curated record. The coding region runs from base 35 to 1393 and encodes 452 amino acids. The transcript is spliced from 14 exons. Gene Ontology annotation, biological process: endocytic recycling; intracellular protein transport. NCBI's taxonomy places the organism in Eukaryota, Metazoa, Chordata, Amphibia, Anura, Myobatrachidae. Gene Ontology annotation, cellular component: early endosome.